Molecule: messenger RNA, 1133 nt
Organism: Fopius arisanus
Lineage: Eukaryota; Metazoa; Arthropoda; Insecta; Hymenoptera; Braconidae
Product: CD151 antigen
Exons: 7
Coding region: 245-1084 (279 amino acids)
Cellular component (GO): plasma membrane
Source: RefSeq, a predicted model, not a curated record
CCUUAUCAAAAAAAAAUCCAUACUGGGUUUACCUUUCGCUGAGCGAUUCGUCCAUUAUCUGGUGAAUAAAAUUCCCAUUGACUCCUGAAGAAAGUCGAGAAUGAUUUUUUCGCAGUCAAUUUUUUUGUCACUCCUUUCCUGUCAAAUUUCCAUGGAACAAAUUGGUUAUUGAGAAUCGAGACUCAUUGUGGUUCUGGUCUGGUGGAUGGAGUCGUGAAUAUGAUUAAAAUUUUUGGAGAAUAUUAUGGGACGUGGGGAAAGCACCAAUGAUGAGGAAACGGAGACUGAAACCGUUGAAGAUGACGUUACAGGGAGUGAGGCAUCUACUGCAGCUAGCAAAAAAGUUCAACUCCUUGGAAUACCGCUGUACAAAUUGUCUUACAAGAGGCUGCCUAGAAAAUGUCUCAAGUUUUCAUUUCUCACCAUAAAUACUGCGACUUUUUUGACAGGAAUUUCGGCAGUAAUUAUUUCCAUCUGGAUGCUCUCGGAUAGAGAAUUGAUACUGAGAUUGACGGGUCAAAAACUGUUUGUCACGAUUCUCUUGAUCAUUGGAAUUUUUGCGAGUUGCGUUUCAUCCGUCGGAAUUCUCGCCUUUGUUAAAAGACGAAAGAAGUUGUGGAGUACAUAUAUUAUUUGUCACACCUUGUGGUUAGCUACCAUUUUUUUCACCUCGAUAUUCAGCUCGUCUUUCUUUGAUCGUAUAACGAACAAAAUUCACGAUGAUAUGAGGAGUACGAUGAUAAAGUAUCGAUCAUUGGAUUGGGUUACAGAAGCCUGGGACAAUACACAACAAUACUUGAAAUGUUGCGGUAUCCGGUCUUAUAAGGACUGGGAGGAGAAUCGGCUAGAAAUACCGCACAGUUGUUGCUCCAAAAGCAUCGAACAGUGCCUUCAUAUGACGGGAAGUGUUGCCUUUGAAGCUGGUUGCCUGAAAAGUGCUUACCUCAUGCUAAAAUCUCAUAUUGACACAGUAGCAGUUUCCGCAAUAUUCGUAUCCAUAAUCUCAGGAGCGAGUUUGUUCUUUGCACGAGGAAUGAAGAGAAAAUUCAGGGCAAUCCAUUACACGAACGACGGUUCAACGUGAAAUACAAAACGAAGAGAUGAGUCUAAAAUGAAACCAAAAAACAAUAAUA